AUGGUCUACCGGACCUUAAAGUUCAAUCUUCUCAAUCGUAGUUUUAAGUGUCGGAAACUCACCAUUAUGGCAACCGUUCAGGCAGGAAAGGCCGAAAAGGCUUCAAAAACGAAGCUACAGUUUGCUUUGAAAACCCCAAAGGGAACCAAGGAUUGGGCUGAUAAAGAUAUGAUCAUCAGAGAGAAAAUCUUCUCAAAUUUGUCGUCAGUCUUCAAGCGUCAUGGUGCUACCACGCUGGACACUCCAGUUUUUGAACUUCGAGACAUUUUGGCUGGAAAAUAUGGUGAAGACUCUAAACUCAUCUACAACUUGGAGGACCAAGGUGGUGAACUUUGUUCGUUGCGUUACGAUUUGACCGUUCCAUUUGCACGGUUCGUGGCCAUGAACAACAUUCAAAGCAUCAAAAGAUACCAUAUUGCCAAGGUUUACAGAAGAGACCAGCCAGCCAUGACAAAAGGUCGUAUGAGAGAGUUUUACCAAUGCGAUAUCGACAUUGCUGGUAACUAUGAGAGCAUGAUCCCCGAUGCAGAGUGUUUUUCCAUCAUUGUGGAGGGUUUUACAAGCUUGGGUAUCAAGGACUAUAAGAUCAAGCUCAACCACAGAAAAAUAUUGGACGGUAUUUUCCAGAUCGCCGGUGUCAAAGACGAAGACGUGAGAAAGAUCUCUUCGGCUGUCGACAAACUCGACAAGGCACCAUGGGAAGCUGUCAAAAAGGAAAUGGUGGUUGAAAAGGGCCAAACAGAAGCUACUGCCGACAGAAUUGGCGAAUAUGUCAAGCUCAACGGCUCCAUCCAAGAGGUUCAUGCCAUUUUGUCUCAGGAUUCCAACAUCACAUCCAAUGAGAGGGCCAAAGAGGGUUUGGAUGAACUUGCCACUUUCAUCAAAUACGUGGAAGCCCUAGAAAUCGACUCGUACAUUUCGUUUGAUCUUUCCCUCGCUAGAGGUCUAGACUACUACACUGGUAUUAUCUUUGAAGUUGUCACCGAAGCUUCGGCUCCUCCUCAAGACGCUGAAGAGCUAAAGAAAAAAUCCAAGAGUACCGAGGAUGCCUCUGAGUACGUUGGUGUUGGCUCUAUCGCUGCCGGUGGCCGUUAUGACAAUCUGGUCAACAUGUUUGCCGAGGCGACGGGUAAAAAGUCGUCACAAAUUCCCUGCGUUGGGUUUUCCUUCGGUAUAGAGAGAAUUUUUUCCCUCAUCAAGCAGAGAGUCGAAAAGGCUGCUGCAAUCAGACCAACUGCCACUAAGGUGUACGUAAUGGCAUUUGGCGGUGGUAAAGAUUGGACCGGGUAUCUGCCUGAGAGAAUGAAAGUCGCCAAGCAACUGUGGAAUGCGGGAAUUGAGACUGAAUACGUGUACAAAUCCAAAGCCAAUCCUAGAAAGCAAUUUGAUGCUGCCGACAAAUGUGGCUGUCCACUAGCUGUCAUUCUCGGAAAGGAGGAGUAUUUGGAGAACAAGUUGAGAGUAAAGAAAUUAGGACCAGAAUUCGCUGAUGAUGAUGGGGACUUGAUUGAUGCUGAAGAUCUGAUCCCAGUCGUAAAGCAAAAACUGGCUGAAAUUUACGAGGAUGGUGCUGAUGAGGUCACAAAACUUUUUCAAGGCUUGUGA
Messenger RNA from Lachancea lanzarotensis, 1605 nucleotides. RefSeq names its product LALA0S06e04346g1_1 (gene HTS1). The transcript has a single exon. Gene Ontology annotation, biological process: mitochondrial translation; histidyl-tRNA aminoacylation. Bases 1 to 1605 code for a protein of 534 amino acids. Gene Ontology annotation, cellular component: mitochondrion; cytoplasm. The record is from RefSeq and is a predicted model, not a curated record. Gene Ontology annotation, molecular function: ATP binding; histidine-tRNA ligase activity. NCBI's taxonomy places the organism in Eukaryota, Fungi, Ascomycota, Saccharomycetes, Saccharomycetales, Saccharomycetaceae.